CUGCGGGAGCCCUGCCAGCCUGGAGGGGGGAUGGUGGGGAGGGAGGGAGGGACGAGGCUGGCCCUCACCUUCCCCCAGGGUGGGGCAGUGGGGUCCAGGUCCCCUGGGCCCCUACUGGCUCAACCCUCCCCUCUUGCUCCCGCCCUCCCAGGAGGGGCUGUCGGAGUCUGGACACAUCCUCAUCCAUCACUGCCUCUUUCACUCCCUGUCCUGCCCACCCACAGGGGUGGCCCCUGCUGGUGCUCUGGGGCCUGAGGCUGUUGUGUCUGUGUGCAUCUGGGGCAGAGAUGGGGCAGAGAGGGGAGUCGCCUUUGCUACCAGUGUCUGUGGUAGGGCAGGGGUCAGAGCCACGCGGGCCUGUCAGGCAAUAGCGGCCAAUCUCUCAGACUGGCCUGGGUGUCCAGCACCAUGGAUGCCCCCGUCGACGGCUCCCCCAAGGCCAGGGGGAGGAGCUGGGACAGAGGCGCACUGAGGGGUUCCCCAUGCCCUGGCCUCUGGCGACACACCAGGUGGCCUCAGGACAGCUCCUUUCCCCUCUGAGCCUCCACCCCCUGCUGUCCCCACAGCCCAGUGGGGGGAGUGCUGAGCAGGCAUGCAGUGGCCCGCUUCCUGACCACCAGCGUGGAGGGGCAGCAGGUUCCCUGAGGCCGCCCUGACCGCUUCCUGCAGCCCCACCUCAGCACUCCUGCUUAGUCCCAUGGGGACGGGUUUGGUAGGGCCACCUCCCUGUGUCUCCCACACCCUCAGUGUCCCUGACCCUAGUCCUCUCAGGGCACAGGAACCGGGCUGUGUUGCUGGCUGCCUCUGUGGGGGCCGGACAGGGGGUGAGGGGGCCGGACGGGGCUCACCGGGUGGGCCGGCCCAGGCCACUUCCUCUCUUUGUUGUCCCCGUGCUUUCUUUUCCUUCUGAGACUUAACUUGAAGACAGCGUCACCGGCACUGGCAGUUUCUGGAGUCACUCAAAGAGGCGAGUCUGCUCCACUGCCAGCAUGAUCCUGAUGCUGCUGCUGUGCCUGGGCGGGCCCCUUGGCUGGGGGCUGCUGGGGGCCUGUGCCCAGGCCCUCAGUAGCAGGUCCUCUGAUUCACGCAGCCCCAGGCCACCUGGGGUCUGGAGGGCAGAGGCUGAGGACACCGGCAGGGACCCCACCGGACGUAACUGGUGCUCCUACCAGAAGUCCAGGCUGGUCACCUUCAUAGCCGCUUGCAAAACAGAGAAAUUCCUUGUCCACUCACAGCAGCCAUGUCCACAGGGGGCUCCAGACUGCCAGAGAGUCAAAGUCAUGUACCGUGUGGCCCACAAGCCACUGUACCAGGUCAAGCAGAAGGUGCUGGUCUCCACGGAAUGGAGGUGCUGCCCGGGCUUUGCAGGUCCCGACUGCCAGCACCACGAUCCCACUGGGGUCCCUGAGCCUGCAGACCCAGGUGACGGCCUCCAGGAGCCUUGGGACAACCCACACGGCUUGGAACCUGGCGCCCCUGCAGCAGAGAUCAGCAACACCGUGGUGGAGCAGGAAGGCCUGCUGGGAGAUCUCCAGAAUGACAUUCACGAGGUGGCGGACAGCCUUCCCGGCCCGUGGAAGUCCCUGGAAGGCAACUUCACAGCAGCAACGACUGAGGCCAAUCAAACGGAGCUUGAGUUUUCUGGCACAUCCCUGGAGCACGUGCUGCCGUCUCACAUUGAUGCCUUCCUGCAAGUGCAUUUCAGCCCCGUCUGGAGGAGCCUGAACCAAAGCCUGCACAGCCUGUCCCAGGCCAUCAGAAACCUAUCUCUGGAUGUGGAGGCCAACCGCCAGGCCAUCAAGAGGGUCCAGGAGAGUACUGUGGCCAGGGCUGACUUCCAAGAGCUUGGGGCCAAAUUUGAGACCAAGGUCCAGGAGAAUGCCCAGAGGGUGGCCCAGCUGCGGCUGGACGUGGAGGACCGCCUGCACGCCCAGCACCAGUCCCUGCAGCACUCCCUCUCCGAGGUCCAGGCCGAUGUGGACACUAAGGUGAAGAGGCUCCUUAAGGCCCAGGAGUCCCUGGGGGCCAAUGGCAGCCUGGUGGUGGCAGCUGCAGGGGCAGGGGCGAGGCCGGAGCCCGAGAGCCUGCAGGCCAGGCUGGGCCAGCUGCAGAGAAACCUCUCGGCGCUGCACGUGGCAGCUGGCCGCAGGGAAGAGGAGUUACAAAGCACCCUGGCCGAUAUGCGGGCGACGCUGGCCCGGCACGUGGAUGAGAUCAAGGAGCUGUACUCGGAAUCUGACGAGACCUUCGAUCAGAUCAGCAAGGUGGAGCGGCAGGUGGAGGAGCUGCAGGUGAACCACACGGCGCUGCGCGAGCUGCGCGUGAUCCUGAUGGAGAGGUCGCUGAUCAUGGAGGAGAACAAGGAGGAGAUGGAGCGGCAGCUCCUGGAGCUCAACCUCACCCUCCAGCACCUGCAGGGCGGCCACGCCGACCUCAUCAAGUACGUCCGCGACUGCAACUGCCAGAAGCUCUCCUUCGACCUGGACGUGAUCCGGGAAGGCCAGAGGGACACCACGCGGGCCCUGGAGGAGACGCAGGUGAGCCUGGACGAGCGGCGGCGGCUGGACGGCUCGUCGCUGGAGGCGCUGAGCAGCGCGGUGGCGGCCGUGUCGCGGGCGCAGGAGGAGCAGCGGGAGGAGGCGGAGCGCGCGCGGGCGGACGCGGCGCGGCUGCGGAGCCAGCUGCGGACGCUGGGCGGCGAGGCGAGCGCGCUGCGGGCCGCCGAGGCGGAGAUGCGCGGCGAGCUGGGCCGGCUGCACGGCUCCUUCGCGGCCCUGCUGGAGGACGCGCUGCGGCACGAGGCCGUGCUGGCCGCCCUCUUCGGGGAGGAGGCGCUGGAGGAGAUGUCCGAGGCGGCGCCGGGGCCGCUGCCGCUGAGCUACGAGCAGAUCCGCGUCGGCCUGCGGGACGCCGCCAGCGGGCUGCAGGAGCAGGCGCUCGGCUGGGACGCGCUGGCCGCGCGGGUGGACGCCCUGGAGCAGGCGGCGCGGCGCCCGGAGCCCGGCGAGGCCGCGGAGCUGGCGCGGGAGCUGCAGCGUCUGGGCCCGGCGGUGCAGCAGGCGGCGCGCUGCUGCGAGGCCUCGUGGGCCGCCUCCCUCAACGGCUCGGUGGAGGGCCUGCAGGGCGCGCUGGCCGCCACGGAGCGCGGCUUGGAGCAGCACGAGCGGCUCUUCCACAGCCUCUUCGGGAACUUCCAGGGCCUUGUGGCGGCCAACGUCAGCCUGGACCUGGGGAAGCUGCAGGCCAUGCUGAGCAGGAAAGAGAAGAAGCAGCGGAAAGGUCUGGAAGCUUCCCGGAGGAGGGACAGGAAGCAAGCGGAUGCGCAGGUCCAAGGGCCAGUGCUCUGGGAGGCAGGCUCCCCUGUGGCCUUCUACGCCAGCCUUUCAGAAGGGACUGCUGCCCUGCAGACAGUGAAGUUCAACGCCACUUACGUCAACACUGGCGGCAGCUACUUCGCUGAACACGGCUACUUCCGGGCCCCUGAGCGUGGGGUCUACUUCUUUGCUGUGAGCAUUGAAUUUGGCCCAGGGCCGGGCGCCGGGCAGCUGGUGUUUGGAGGCCACCAUCGGACCCCUGUCUGUACCAGCGCGGAGCAGAGGGACGGGGGCACGGCCACAACCUUCGCUAUGGCCGAGCUGCAGAAGGGUGAGAGAGUGUGGUUCGAGGUAACCCAAGGAUCGGUAAUAAAGAGAAGCCCGUCGGGCACUGCAUUUGGGGGUUUCCUGAUGUUCAAGACCUGAACUCUCGGCACAGCUCUGACCAGACAUCGUGGACUCGCCCGGCUCUCCCGGGCCUGGGACUCUGGCCAGGGUCGGUCUGGAGCCCAUGCAGUUGGUCCAGCUUGUCCCUGGAAAUCUUGUGCAAAGACAGUGUGGUAUAGGUGGCCUCCCUCUAGACGCACUGGGUUGGCUACUUCUCAAUGAUGAGCAGGACCGGGAUGCUCCUCUCUGGGCAGGACCUGGCCCCGGGAGGCGUGAACGUCGGCUUCGCGCCUCCUGAGGCAGACGGCUGGGAUUCCAGCUCUCUGCCCCACCGUCUUCCACAGCUUCUUUGCUGUUUUGCUCCUCUUGUGGUUGGGAACAUCCGUACACUUUAAACCUUUCUCCCUAAUCUUACACUCGAAAACCAUUUUUUUUCCUGGGAGGCAUAUGUUUAAAAUGGAUUUUGGAUGAUAUUGGAAACCAGUCUGCACUCACUACGGGGCAGUGGGAGAAAAGCAGCCUGUUCGCUCUCUGUCGGUCGGAAAUGGACAUAAAGGCCUGGCUGAGGUAACCAAGGGAAGCACCAUUAGUGCCUUUGGCUUAGUUUUAGUCCUCCCUUGAAUUUACCUGUAAUUUUCAUUUCACUUCUUUUUCUUCUUGCCAAGAAAUGCCAAACACCAACUAAAACGUAUGCAGCCUUCAUCUUGUUUCCUUCCUCCCGUGGCUCGUGACCACCCUAAUUCUCGUUAGCAUCUCUGACCAGGAAGGGAGCUGAGGGGGGCAGGGAGGCACGACUGUCAACAUCCCCCUCAGGUAUCAACUUUGGAAUAAAGUGAUGCCCUUCGAACCUCUGUCUGGUUUACUCAUGGAGAGCAGAAAGAUUUGGUGAAGUAGGUAGAAAUAUGGGACAAAAUGAAACUAUUUGGGAUAAAUGUGACUUUCAUGAUUUCAGGCCAUAUUUGACUUCACAGUUUUACUUACUUCUACAUACAACACGUGGAGGCCUUCACAGUGGGCAGUGACAUGACUAUCUGACCAGACUGUACAGCUCGUGUUGCAAUUACUCCCGUAACACCAAGACAUACGUGGUUUUUGAAAAGCUGCAGAUCCUUGAGCGAACAGGCUUGAGAAAGCCGUCAUCAGCUGCCAGAAAAUGUUUUGAUUUUGGCGGUAGGCAUUCAAUAUUUGUGGAACAUACUCUUUUCCAUAAGGAAAUCAGACUGGACUGGGCUCUGAACAAGGACGGGAGCUGGCUGUCAGGGUUCACAAGGUUACCAGUCCUUCUCAUGGUUUUCUAGGGGUCAUUAAUUCAAGUAAUUGUCCCUCAGAACUGAUUUCCCACUAAGCUUGGCGUGCUCAACGUGCUCAAGCAUCAGUGUUGAAAGGACAGUGUGUCAGGCCACUCUGCCACUGACGUUUGACCUCAGGGUGAAUGACAACCUGACUUUUUCCAUCUGUAGAAUGAGGUGGUUAGUGGACCAGCUCUCACGAAGUAUCCUGGUAUUUUAUCAUCUCGACCACAUGGUCGACUCUUGCCAACCUGCCCUUCAGUCUGGCCAGGGCCCCUGGCCCAGCACAGCUCUCAGCUGCCAAGACCAAUCCCGACCCAAAGCAUGAUGAAUCUGUGCCACCGCUGACCCAAGACUGGAAGGCCAGCGCCAGGUCACUCUCGCUGCUGGAAAAGCCCACGCUGUCCUCUUUCUGCUCGAUUUUGCUAUUCCUGGGCCGGCUGUGCUGAGGACUAAGUGGAACACGAGGGUAAUGCCGUCUUACUAUUUACAAUUUUCGCUGGAACUUACUGCACAAAAGAAGCAGAGCACAGGGGCUCUCCCCCACAGGGGGCCCCUGUCCUCCAGCCCC
Molecule: messenger RNA, 5561 nt
Organism: Equus caballus (horse)
Lineage: Eukaryota; Metazoa; Chordata; Mammalia; Perissodactyla; Equidae
Gene: MMRN2
Product: multimerin 2
Molecular function (GO): protein binding
Source: RefSeq, a predicted model, not a curated record